CUUCUUAUUGCGGGAAGCAGCGCGGCAGCCUCUUUAUAUCCUCCAACUCACUAGAUCUCGCCUUUAAGAAUCCCUUGGUUCCUUCCUUUUAAAUCUCCCACUACUUCCUCACUCAAAACUCCCUCCUUGUCUUUGCUCUUGUCCAGAAUCGGUCCGCGACGCCGGAUUUACCCAAAAGGUGGGAUUUUGAUCGCGAUUUCAGUGUGGUGUAGGUAAUGGCGCCGCUGUUCACUUGGUGGGACACCGAGGCCCAAAGGGGGACGCCGGUGAUCGUCAAGAUGGAAAAUCCUAACUGGUCCAUCUCUGAGAUUUCCUCCCUUGACGACGAGGAGUACCAGUUCCCCGCUGUGGCUCCACGGAAGAAGGGCGCCCGGGGGAAGAACGCGAAGCAGGUCACCUGGGUACUCCUUCUUAAGGCCCACCGAGCCGCGGGCUGCCUCACCGAGCUCGCCUCUGCCGUCGUGGGGCUCGCGUCCGUAGUGCGUCGCCGCGUCGCGUCCGGCCGAACGGACUCUGAAGCCCUCGCCUCCCCGCCGGAGGAAAACCCCGUGCUGCGCUCUCGGUUCUACUCCUUCAUAAAGGUGUUCCUUUGGCUCUCUCUUGCCUUGCUCGCCUUCGAAGUUGCGGCGUACCUCAAAGGCUGGCAUUUGAGCGCGGCGGAGAUGCGGCGCCUGGUUCUUCCCUCGUCCUUCGGUCUCCCCGACCUCUUAGAUUUCUACGCUAGUUGGAUAACCUUCAGGGUAGACUAUAUCGCGCCGGCACUUCAGUUCCUUGCCGACGCCUGCAUCAUUCUCUUCCUCGUCCAGAGCGCCGACCGCCUAAUCCUCUGCCUUGGCUGCUUCUGGAUACGCUUCAAAGGCAUCAAGCCAGUUCCCAAGAGCGCCAUUGGAGACUCCAAGGAUCUCGAGUCCGCCAGUGGCGACUACCACCCCAUGGUUCUGGUCCAGAUACCAAUGUGCAACGAGAAAGAGGUGUAUCAGCAAUCGAUCGCUGCAGUGUGCAAUUUGGACUGGCCAAGGUCCAAAAUGCUGGUUCAGGUGUUGGACGACUCCAACGAUCCCGUGACGCAGGCUUUGAUCAGGGAGGAGGUGGAGAAGUGGAAGCAGAAUGGCGCCCCAAUCUUGUACCGACACCGAGUGCUUCGAGAUGGUUACAAGGCCGGCAAUCUCAAGUCAGCCAUGAAUUGUAGCUAUGUCGAGGAUUAUGAGUUCGUCACCAUCUUUGACGCUGACUUCCAACCAGCACCGGACUUCUUGAAGCGCACCGUGCCUCAUUUCAAGGGCAACGACCAGCUGGGAUUGGUACAGGCAAGAUGGUCCUUCGUGAAUAGAAGUGAGAACUUGCUAACCAGGCUUCAGAACAUUAACCUGUGCUUCCACUUUGAGGUGGAGCAGCAGGUGAACGGGGUGUUCCUGAACUUUUUUGGGUUCAAUGGAACUGCCGGAGUUUGGAGAAUUAAGGCGCUGGAGGAUUCAGGAGGGUGGAUGGAGAGGACCACCGUCGAGGACAUGGACAUUGCCGUGCGAGCUCAUCUGAAUGGAUGGAAGUUCAUCUACCUUAACGAUGUGGAGUGCCAAUGUGAGUUGCCGGAGUCCUACGAGGCUUACAGGAAACAGCAACAUCGGUGGCACUCCGGCCCGAUGCAGCUCUUCAGGCUUUGCUUGCCUGACAUUAUCAGAUCUAAGAUAGGAUUCUGGAAGAAAUCUAACUUGAUAUUUCUAUUCUUCCUGCUCCGGAAGCUCGUAUUACCUUUCUAUUCGUUCACUCUGUUCUGCAUCAUCCUCCCGUUAACCAUGUUCGUCCCAGAAGCACAGCUCCCUGCAUGGGUUAUCUGUUACAUCCCGGCAGCCAUGUCCUUACUCAACAUUCUCCCUGACCCCAAAUCCUUCCCUUUCAUCGUCCCUUACCUUCUUUUCGAGAACACAAUGUCCGUGACCAAGUUCAAUGCAAUGAUCUCAGGGCUCUUCCAGCUUGGGAGUGCCUAUGAGUGGGUGGUCACGAAGAAGUCUGGUCGGUCGUCUGAGGGUGAUCUCAUUUCUCUCACAAAGGAGCAGUUCAAGCAGCAACGAGGUUCCUCCAUGCCCAAUCUUGAAUCCUUAGUAAAGGAAGAUUUCGAGCCAAAAAAGGAGUCGUCGAAGCGCAAGCAUAACAGGAUUUACCGGAAGGAGUUGGCUCUUGCAUUCCUUCUCUUAACUGCAGCUGCUCGCAGCUUGCUGUCAGCCCAGGGAAUCCAUUUCUACUUCCUCCUGUUCCAAGGGAUCUCAUUUCUGCUGGUCGGUCUAGAUUUGAUAGGUGAACAGAUUGAUUGAGAAUCAUUCACUAAACUAGAUGCUUCUUCGACAUUCAUAAUUCCCUUUCAGGAGAGGUUCAAUUUAACACCUCUCCACCGAGAUGUAGAUAGUUACAGUCUGAAGUUGUUCAGUGUUGGAAUUCCUUAAGGCGCCAUUCAUUUCACCGCGAACAAUUGGUAGAUAAUAGAAUAAGCCCGUGUUCCCUUGUGAUUUCCAAAAUCAAGAAGUAGAAAGCUUUUGGAAUGGCAAUGCGGAUGUAAAAGCUUCCAGAUUACCUUUACAAGAAAUUUUGGUUUAACAAAGUGAAAUUAGUGAUUUA
This is a messenger RNA of Zingiber officinale, 2610 nucleotides long. Its product is annotated as probable xyloglucan glycosyltransferase 9. Gene Ontology annotation, molecular function: glycosyltransferase activity. NCBI's taxonomy places the organism in Eukaryota, Viridiplantae, Streptophyta, Magnoliopsida, Zingiberales, Zingiberaceae. The record is from RefSeq and is a predicted model, not a curated record. Gene Ontology annotation, cellular component: Golgi apparatus. Bases 216 to 2309 code for a protein of 697 amino acids. The transcript is spliced from 5 exons.